This is a messenger RNA of Penicillium olsonii, 5364 nucleotides long. The record is from the annotation of a GenBank genome assembly. NCBI's taxonomy places the organism in Eukaryota, Fungi, Ascomycota, Eurotiomycetes, Eurotiales, Aspergillaceae.
AUGUUCAAGAAACUGAAGAGCAAGCUUCAUCGUCACAGAAGCAAAGGGAAAAAGGAUGAACCCAACAGGCCUGUGAGUCGAAAUCGCAAUCUCGUAUUUGAUCAACUCCGAACUGACUCUCAUCCCGCAAAGGCUGAAAGUGAGCGCAAGGACGUGAGCGAUGCCCCAGCUCCAACACCGGCGCCGGCGCCCGCCCCCGUUUCAGCCCAGACCAAAGCUCCUGCAGCUCCUGUCCCGGCUACCCCGGCUCCUUCGGCUACAGCCACGCCGGCGGCUGAGGAAGUGCCCAACGAGUCCAAGAACACACCCGAUAGCACCCAGGCGUCUGAAAAGGCAGAAGCGCCUGCCAAGGAUCUUUGGGAGAUCGCUCUUAAGCAGCUGCCUCCGGCCAAGCAAGAGAAGCUGAAGAGCCUGGGGCUGGACAAGCUCAGUUCUGGCUCCGUUGAGUCGGAGAUUGAGGAUCUAGUGGGGCUGGUGAACCAGAAACAAGCGGAAUGCGAAAAGAAGUUCUGGCGGGUAUCAAUCGGAGAUAAUGAUAUCGUCCUCCGAAACUACACUACCAAGAUCGUCGGAUGGCUGGAGAAGGCGGGCGAUAUUGCCAUUCAGUUUGCCCCACCUCAAGCUAGUAUGCCAUGGUCUGUGAUCAAGUCUUUGAUGCAAAUUCCCGUGAUUGGCGAAGAACAGAUGGGAGCGCUUCUCGGCACAACCGAGAGUAUCGUUCGCAUUGUUAGUCGCGGUCAGGUAUACGAGCAGGUCUAUCUCGUCAACAGCACUGAAGACGGUGGCAAGCUUUCACAAGGUCUUGAGGGGGCGCUUAUCGGCAUCUACCGUACCUCUCUCGAUCUCUUGGCCGAUUCGGGCAGCUUGUUCUCACAGAACACAGCUAGACGGACCCUCGAGGCAAUCUUGAACCCGGGUAAUGUCUCCGGUGGUCUUUCGUCGCUCGCUGCACAGGAAGAUGAAUUACUGCGUGAUGUCCAGGCCUGUGAGACUCGCCGUAGUGCUGCAGCCGACGACCGAAUGAUCGGAAUGCUGGACUGUCUCAAUGCUCCAUUGGUUCGUGUGGACGAGAAUGUGCAGAAGCUGCUUGACAAAACAGACGAAGACGAGCGGAUGGCGCUUUUGCAGAAGAUUUCGCCCCUCCAAUUUGGAAAGCACCAUGACAAUGUGAGGGAGACAAGGACUCCCGGCACUGGUGAAUGGUUGUUGCAAGAUGGAAGUUUCCGCCAAUGGGAAGAAAGUACUUCCUCAGGCAUUUUCUGGCUUCAGGGAUCUCCUGGUACCGGGAAAACAUACCUCACAUCCAGAGUCGUUGAUCUCAUCAAGAGCGAGCUUGAAGAUCUGCCGAGAAAUGAGGGAUUUGCAUACUUCUACUGUAACCGCAACGAGAAGGACCGGGGCGACUCGCUUGCCAUUAUUCGGAGCUAUGUGCGCCAGCUCUCAACUUCGGCCAAUAACCCCCAGUCGAUGCAGAUCAAGCUGAAGGAGCUAUGCAAAAAGGCCGAGGAGUCGGGGACCACUCUCAGCUUUGACACAUGUCAGGAGCAAAUCUUGACCUCGUUGAAUCUUUACACAAAGACUACACUUGUCAUCGACGCAUUUGAUGAGUGUGAUCAAGAUUCUCGUGACAAGUUGAUCGAGAUGUUCAACUGCUUGCUAGCGGAUUCAGAGAACACUCUCAAAAUUUACAUCGCUAGUCGGCCUGAUCCUGAUGUUGAACUUCAGCUUCAAGAACAAGGCAGGACUGGUGUGGCCAUCCAAGCUAGCCAUAAUGCUUCCGAUGUCCAGCGCUUCCUUGACCAGCAGCUGGAUAAGCUCGCUAAGAAAGCUGUCUUCAUCGGUCGCAUGAAGGGCAAAAUUGUCGAGAGACUCCUCGAACGCUGCCAGGGAAUGUUUCAAUGGGCGUCCCUGCAGGUCCACCAAAUCACCCGAUGCAGAACAGAGUCAAGUGUAUGGAAACGAUUGGACAAUCUGCCCGAGGAUCUUCAAAAAGCCUACGAUGAGAUCUGGGGUGAGAUCGAGAGCCUGGAAGAGCCCGACAGCAUCUUUGUCAAACGAGCCUUCAAAUGGGUCAUGGCUGCAAAUGUGCCUCUGCGCAGCGAUAUCCUUCUAUCGGCCAUCCGCGUCGGCGCCCAAGAUGAAGGCGGAAUCUCAUCGGAUGAAAUCGACGAACAAGGCUUACUUUCCUUGUGCGGAAACUUCCUCGUCAUUGACCCUGAAUCGAAUUGGCGCUUCUCGCAUCUCUCGGUUGUUGAAUAUUUGGAAACUGGGCAUAAUUGGAGCGCACCACAAGCGCACAACCACGUUGCAACUGCUUGCCUUUCUUUCUUAAUUUCGGCUUAUGAACAGGAAGAUCCACCAGAUUUGGUGAAGGGAUUCUUCGCUGAUGAUGACGAGGUGGACGAGGAAACAUAUGAGAGAAAGUACUCAUUCCAUUUGUACGCGAAACACAAUUGGGUUAUUCACGUUCAUGCUGCAAAGGCAGCAGAGGAUAGUGAACUUGCUUCGCAUUUGAAAACCUUCCUUGGCUCACCACAGGAAUGUAGUGCGCAAUACAAGAGGUGGGUCGAGCAAAUUGAACGGGAUGGCGAUGGCGACGAAUUUGCCAGGGAUACCUCGGCGUUCCAGAUUUCAGGAUUUGAUAAAAACGACAUCGCUCUUCGGGAGAUUGAUGACUCGUUUUCUGCGGCAUUCGAAUGGUGCAGUGAGCUUAACCCAGCCGAUCGCCCUGUGUUUGCAAUGUGUCGGUUUGCGUUCGACGUCAUCUUGUCAGAAUGGUGGGAGAGUCCAUCCAUCGAUGUGUCCGAAACAAACGCGCAAGGUCACGAUCUUCUUACGGUCGCCGCAAUUGCAGGAUCUGUGCCUAUCUGUCAACGGUUGAUCAAGAAAGGGACCGACGUCAACCGGAAACUUGGGCCUUACUUUGGCACUGCCUUGAUUGCGGCAGCAUAUUGGGGUUAUAUAGACGUCGUCAAGUGCCUUGUUCAGGCGGGGGCUGAUCCAAACAUCCAUUUGAACACUCGAGAUUUCCAAGUCUGGAGUUACGACAGUGAUGGAGAAGUCCACUCUGUGGACGAAGACGACACCUAUCGGUUUGACGAGGAUGGUCCUGAUAAUGGCUAUUUUGACAGCGCUGUCACUGCCGCAAUUACCAACAACCACGCCGAAGUUACCAAAUAUCUCGUCAACGACGCGAAAGCCAACCCACACAAGAAACUGAUUUUGAAUGGCCAAGGAAAUCUUCUCGAGCUCGCAUCAACGAAUGGAAAUCCUGAAAUCAUUCAAUGCCUGAUUCGCGCCGGCGCAGACGUGAACAAACCGCCGCGAGACCCUUCAAAGGGAAGAAUCAUUGAUCGACUACUUUCACAUGGAGACUUGGGCACCAUUCGUUUUGCCAUCGAGGAAGCUGGUGCUGACGUGCAUGCAUCGGCACCAGGACAGCACCUGAAUGUACUUGGGAGCGUCGCUAGACACAGAAAGCUUGACAGUCUUAAAUACCUCGUGGAAAAGUGCCAUCUCGAUGUAAACCACGCAUCUGAUUGGGCUACCCCUUUGAUAUUAGCGGUCGAAGGCGGUGAUAUCAACUGUGUCCGCUAUUUAGUCGAGCAUGGAGCCGACAUCCACAAGCUGUCUGACAAUCAGCAGAUGACUGCCCUCAUCAAGGCAGUGAACGAGGGGCAACAUGAAUGUGCUCGCUAUCUCGUUCAACAAGGAGCUGAUAUCAACCAGCCAGUUCCAAAGAACUCGACUGGUAGUGCUUUGGCGGAAGCUCUUGAUUCAUAUCUCGUGUCUGAAGAGAUGGUAAUCUACCUCAUUGACAAUGGAGCCGACGUUAACCUGUUGGUCGACGGUCACAAUAAAACGCUGCUUUCGCGGGCCGCGCAGACAGGCAAUUUCGAGAUCGUCCGCCGAAUGCUUGAAAAGGGGAGUAACGUCAACCCAUCGGGUCGCGACGGGCCUCUGAUGAACGCAACAUCGGGCAAAAACCUGAAAUGCGUCCAGCUCCUUCUUGACAACGCAGCGGAUGUGAACCCGGUCGGUGAAAGUCCCAUUCUUGCAGCAGCCGAAAAUGACUGGCCAGAGUGUGUUCAGCUGCUCCUUCAGAAUGGAGCGGAUCCGAAUCCAGCCGGUGAAAGCCCUCUUGCGAGAGCAGCUUCUCAUGGAAACUCGGAAUGCGUUCGGCUGCUCCUCGAGAAUGGAGCGGAUCCGAAUCCAGACGAUAUGAACCCUCUGGCGAAUGCAGCUUGGCAUGGAAGCUCAGAAUGCGUUCGGCUGCUCCUCGAGAAUGGAGCGGGUCCGAAUCCACCCGGCGGAAGCCCUCUGGCGGGCGCAGUUUGGAAUGGAGAAUUAUCAUGCCUUCAGCUGCUCCUCGAGAAUGGAGCGGAUCCAAAUUCAGCCGAUGAAAGCCCCCUUGCCAAAGCAGCGGACCUUGGCCAUCUCGAGUGUAUUCAGAUGCUUCUCAAGCACGGAGCGGACCCCAAUCCAUCCGGCGUCUGUCCUCUGGUGAACGCAGCCCUCAAAGCAAAUGUGGAGUGUGUCAAACUUCUUCUAGAGGGCGGUGCGGAUGUUCACUGUCUUGCGGCGGCAGUGCUUGGAGGGUCGGUCGAGGUCAUAAAAUUAAUGUUGGAAGCUGGCGCAGAUGUCAACGCUCAGUUAUCCGAAGGAGAAUUCGGCAGUGCCCUGAGUUUAGCCGUCGGAAACGAAAAUGCCAGUGAGGCAGUAGCUCGCUACUUGCUCGAAGCAGGAGCGGAUGUGAACAUGAAGCUUGAAAAUGGCCGCUUUGCCAACGCACUUGCUGCAGCCAUACAGCACGACGAUCGCGACAUUGUCAAGCUACUGGUCUCGCAUGGCGCUGAUGUCCACGCGCAAUCAGGUUGCCGUGGGAGCAUUAUAGAAUUUGCAGUCGCUGACAAUAGCUGGAGGAGCAUCCCAGUCUUGCUGGAAAAUGGUGUGGAUGCCAACUCACCACUAACCGAGGAUCAGGCAUUCUAUGGCAGUCUUCUCACGCUUGCUGCGGUCUGCGAUAAUUCAAAUGUCAUCGAAGCCCUGACAGAAGGCGGGGCAGAUAUCAAUGCCGCCCCAGUCGGGGAAUACGGCUGUGCCCUCUUCGCAGCGGCCUUCUUUGGGAAGAACUAUUGCGUUGAGACACUAGUCGACGGAGGGGCGAAUGUGAACCUUCGACUGGAGAACCUGCACUUCUCCACCGUCUUGGAAGCCGCAAAAGCACGUAUCGGGCAAACGGAAUACGUGAAAGUCAACCCCCGAGCUGACUCAUAUGAUUUUGAGCGAUACUGUGGAGAGGAGUUGCCGAGGUCAAAGGUUGAAGUGGUCGAGUAUCUUGAGCAGAUCGGCGUGACAGCUUAG